AAGGACCAAUGAACAUAGACUCCUUCGCCACAUUUGAAGAAAAAAAAUUAGUAACAUCAUGGCUAAAAGUCACCAGUUACUAGUUUCAGUUCCAGCAGGAAAUGCUCCUGUUUGGGAUAUCAAAUGCAGUUUCCAUUCCCUUAUUGUUCUUUUAAUCGUUUCCCUCGUGGCCGGAGUCGCUUACUUGACCGGAGAGAGUGGCCGGUUCUUGUUUGCAGAUAAUAAUAGUAAUAGUAAUAGUAGUUUGGCUAGGGGAAAUCAUGAAAAUGAGUCUUUGUCAUCUUCAAAUAAUAAGUGUAAUUUGUUUUCUGGGAAGUGGGUUUAUGAUAACAAGUCAUAUCCUUUGUACAAGGAACAAGAUUGCAAGUUCAUGUCUGAUCAGUUAGCUUGCCAGAAGUUUGGAAGAAAGGACUUGAACUACCAACAUUGGAGGUGGCAACCUCAUCAGUGUGAUAUACCAAGGUUCAAUGCCACAGCAUUAUUGGAGAAACUGAGGAAUAAAAGGCUUGUAUUCGUUGGAGAUUCAUUGAACAGAGGCCAGUGGGUUUCCAUGGUUUGCUUGAUAGAUACAGCAGUUCAUUCUUCACUUAAAUCCAUGCACUACAGAUACAAUGCUUCCUUGAUCAUUUUCAAAGUUAAAGAUUACAAUGCAACAAUAGAGUUCUACUGGGAACCAUUGUUGGUGGAAUCAAACUCAGAUGACCCAGUGCACCAUCGUCUCCCUGAACGAAUUGUUAGAGCCAAUUCCAUUGAAAAACAUGGUAGCCGUUGGACUAAUGCUGAUUUUAUUGUCUUCAAUACUUACCUUUGGUGGAGACGACCCCAUAUCAAAGUCUUGUGGGGUUCAUUUGAGAGGUCUGAUGGAAUUUACAAAGAAGUAGAAAUGUUACGAAGCUAUGAAAUGGCCUUAAAAGCUUGGGCUGAUUGGUUGGAAAUCCAUGUCAAUCGCACCAAAACCAAGUUGUUCUUCAUGAGCAUGUCACCAGUUCAUGAAAGGGCUGAAGAAUGGGGCAAAGCAAAAGGUGAAAAUUGCUACAGUGAGACAGAGCAAAUACAAGAAGAGGGAUACCAAAAGGGAUCAGAUCCAAAGAUGAUGAAAAUAGUUGAAUCAACUAUGCAUGACCUCGAACAAAGAGGAUUAAAUGUUCACUUAAUCAACAUAACACAGCUAUCAGAGUACAGAAAAGAAGGCCACCCUUCUAUUUAUAGGAAGCAAUGGGACUCUCUUACUGAAAAACAGAUUGCAAAUCCAAGCAGUUAUGCAGAUUGUAUACAUUGGUGUCUUCCUGGAGUUCCUGAUGUUUGGAAUGAGCUUCUUUAUGCAUACAUCGUUAAUAACUACUGAGAGUUAAAAGAAACUCUGGAUUUGUAAAGUUCUUUUCUUUUACACCAUUUUACCAAAAGAAUCAAAAUGGUUCUUCAUUUAGCCCAUAGCCCCAUAUGACUUGACCCUGGAACAAACCGUAGCAUGUGGGGUUUUUUUUUUUUUUUUUUUUUUUUUUUUUUUUGUGUGUGUUCUCUUUGUGGUUUUGUUGAAAUCCAAGAUUGUAAGUGGUCUAUUUGGCAAUUGUAUAUAAGUAUAACAAACUGACAAUUGCUAUAAGAUUUUUCUCUUUCCUUAAGAAAUCAAUUUGUUGAGAUUGAGAAAAUGAUGUACGCUUCAUUAUUUAGGUUUCGAUUUGGAUUUUAUGGUCGACUUUUCUGUUAUACUUCAUAUUUAACUCUUUAGUCUGUCUUAUUUAUUUUUUCCAAA
Molecule: messenger RNA, 1753 nt
Organism: Lycium ferocissimum
Lineage: Eukaryota; Viridiplantae; Streptophyta; Magnoliopsida; Solanales; Solanaceae
Product: protein trichome birefringence-like 34
Exons: 5
Coding region: 59-1345 (428 amino acids)
Cellular component (GO): Golgi apparatus
Molecular function (GO): O-acetyltransferase activity
Source: RefSeq, a predicted model, not a curated record